This is a messenger RNA of Salvelinus namaycush (lake trout), 1351 nucleotides long. RefSeq names its product protein NipSnap homolog 2-like. Gene Ontology annotation, cellular component: mitochondrion. Lineage: Eukaryota; Metazoa; Chordata; Actinopteri; Salmoniformes; Salmonidae. The record is from RefSeq and is a predicted model, not a curated record. The coding region runs from base 80 to 940 and encodes 286 amino acids. The transcript has 10 exons.
ACCGAAGAAGAAGAAGAAGAAGAAGAAGAAAAACUAAUCCUCUCUGGUUAUAGCAAGUAUUCAAUCAAGCCAGGAAAAGAUGGCAAACCGAGUCCUUCAUAAGGUGGGCAACGGCCUAAAACAGAUGAGAAACGGAGUCCAGACGAACGGACAAGUCAUACUUACAAUCAGGAGUCUAUCAGCGUCCACCAAUAGGAACCGCGAGGACAGCUGGUUCAAGUCUCUGUUCGUCAGGAAGGUCGACCCCAGAAAGGAUGCCCACUCUCAACUACUGGCUAAGAAGGAAGACACCAACCUCUACAAAAUACAGUUUCACAAUGUCAAGCCCGAGUGCCUUGAUGCUUACAACAAACUUUGUGAGGAGGUUCUGCCCUCCAUCAACGCUGACUCUCAUUACCCCUGUGAGCUGAUUGGCACCUGGAACACAUGGUAUGGAGAGCAGGACCAGGCAGUUCACCUGUGGCGAUAUCAGGGAGGCUACCCAGCCCUGACAGAGGUCAUGAACAAACUCCGGCAGAAUAAGGAGUUCAUGGAGUACAGGAAUGAGCGGGGGAAGAUGUUGCUGUCUCGUCGUAACCAGCUGCUCCUGGAGUUCAGCUUCUGGAACGAGCCCGCCCCCCGCCCAGGGCCCAACAUCUAUGAGCUUCGCUCAUAUCAACUCAGGCCUGGAACUAUGAUUGAGUGGGGAAACUACUGGGCUCGGGCCAUAGAGUUCCGUCAGCAGAACAGUGAGGCUGUGGGAGGGUUCUUCUCGCAGAUCGGCAGCCUCUACAUGGUACAUCACCUCUGGGCCUACAAAGACCUCCAGUCGAGAGAAGACACCAGGAACGCAGCUUGGCAACAUGAAGGCUGGGAUGAGGUUGUCUAUUACACAGUUCCGCUGAUCCAGCACAUGGAGUCCAGAAUAAUGAUUCCCAUGAAGACCUCCCCUCUGAAGUAACCCCUGCCAGCACCCAGGGGAGAUCCCGACUACCAAGCCCACCACCACACUGAUAUGUAGACGACGUAACUGACCAACAGUGUGCUCUCACUGUACUUCCAGGAGUUUCGGCAAUGACACCAACAUGCUUGACACUCCUGCUUUCACUUUGCUAUCUUUGUUGUUGUCGUCUUUCCUGUUGUCGGCAUCAAAUGUCUUAUUUCGGUUCAAAUGACACGCGUACAGAAUGUAGAUAGUAGGACUCUAACCAGACUUGGAGCUUUUAUUAUCAUUAAUUGUAAAUGACUAGUUGGACUGUGACUCUCCCAUACUGCUAGACAGGGGGACGGUUUCUCAAUGUAUCACAUGUGAAAUCCAGUGCUUUAUUAAGAGUAGUUGUACAUAUUGAAUUAAACUUCUGAUGAAAGAUAA